GAGCAAAGCCACGUCAUGAGAUCGGAGGGAGGGGGCGUGGCCAUGGAGCGGGAGGGGGAGGGAAAGGGGCGUGGCAUCUGGCCGCCGCACCUGGGCGUUGGACGUAAAACGCCGAGGCGGCCGAAGCCAAUAGCCGGAGAGUUGGGCGGUGGCAGGACGCAAGCGCGGAGAGUUCAGGGGUGGCCGCGAGAGGAGGCGAUGGUGGCCGGGACCAUGGCUGUUACACAACCAAGGAUUUCUACGCUAUAUUUCCUCUGUUGCCUAGUCCUUGCGUCUUCUAUGUCCUCUUUUGCUGACGACCACGCAGAUGGAAGUCAUCAGGCAAACGUGCAUCUUGAUAAGAAAAUGGUACAAGAUAAGGACCACAUCAUGGAACAUUUAGAAGGCGUCAUUGACAAACCAGAAUCUGAGAUGUCGCCACAAGAGCUGCAGCUUCAUUACUUCAAAAUGCACGACUACGAUGGCAACAAUCUGCUUGAUGGGCUUGAACUUGCCACUGCCAUCUCACAUGUUCACAAAGAGGAAGGUGGAGAACACACCCAGACAAUGAAAGAUGAGGAGUUAAUUAGUUUGAUAGACGGCGUCUUGCGUGAUGAUGAUAAAAAUAAUGAUGGCUACAUUGACUAUGCUGAGUUUGCAAAGUCACUGGAAUGAUGAUUUCUUUAAAAAUCUUUUAGUUCAUGUGACCCAGUACAAUGUGAUUCCUUACUGUAUGUUGGUUUGUGUGUUCUCUACCCUUUGGGCUGCAAAAUUAAUGGUAGAAAAGUGAGAUGGCUACACUUUCGUUUCUUAUACUUUGAAGAGCAAAAAGAUUACGAUGGGAACUAUUAUUUGAUACAGUCUUAUUAGUUAACAAUGGAACAAUACAACCCAUCUGUGUUAGCAAAUUAUUUGGCAGUUGUCUUAAAAACUUGCUUCAAUGAGCUAUCAUCUAAGUCACUGUACUCCAGAAUAACUUCUGGAGGACUCAAAAGGCAUUAAUUAUAAAGGUCAUAGCACUACAGUCUUAAAUGCCAUAAUUAUAUACUAAAACCAACAGUAUGAUUUUGUGUUUGUGCUUUGAGUUCACCAUUAUUAUUAUUAUUUUGCAAAAAUUGGGAGUAUAGGCACGAUGCAAGUUUAAACUCUUUCAAGAUCUAUCAGCAGGAGAGUUAAGUAGCUAAUUAAAUCUCCAUUAAAAUGGAUGAGUUUAAAAGUGCUUAGUCUUUGCACUGUACCCUAAAUCUCUAAAUAGAUGUUUGUCAUUGUAGACAUAUGUCUGUCUUUCAGUUGUCUCAUCUUUUGUCUUUCAGUUGUCUCAUGUUCUGUCACUACCUUACUGGGUUUUGCUGUUCCUUAAAUUAUAACCUUAUAAGAAAACUGGUUGUUGAAUUUUAAAUUAAGUAUAUAUAUAUUAUAUACUUAAUAUAUUUAGUGUUAUGUGUAUUAUACACCAUCAGUACAGUAUUUUACUUCGGAGUUCAUUUUCAGAAAGUGUAGGUUAAAUACUUUCAUUCAAUGAGGUCUUAAUGCCAAGAACUAUGUUAGCUAAUGAAAGUUUAUAAUCACACUGAAAUGCUGCCAUGUUAAGGUUCUUGCCAGUGUACCUUGACACAAAUUCAUGGUGUGAGCUAUGAAAAGACUUUCUCAUUUUUUUCCUAAAAGAAACUCUGUAAUGAGUGUUUAAAUACUUGAAUGGUCUGCUUAUUCUAAAGGGUUCUAAAACUAUAUACAUCUAUGUUGUCUUAACAGCCUUGUGCAGAUCUACAGUGAUAAUCUAAACUGCCCUGUUGUUUGUCCUGUUGUAUAAAACAGAAGCAUACAUUUAAUCAAGCGAACUAUAUUCAGAAACAGAAAGCCAAAAUGCUCCUCUGUAAAUUGCGUAAGAGACCUAUUUUCUGUAUAAAAAAUAUUCUUAUAUGAAGUGCAUUUGUAAAAAUUGCUUCCUUUGUUAACUGUGUAAUAAAAAUGUGGAUUGUACUA
Molecule: messenger RNA, 1962 nt
Organism: Podarcis raffonei (Aeolian wall lizard)
Lineage: Eukaryota; Metazoa; Chordata; Lepidosauria; Squamata; Lacertidae
Gene: MCFD2
Product: multiple coagulation factor deficiency 2, ER cargo receptor complex subunit
Molecular function (GO): calcium ion binding
Source: RefSeq, a predicted model, not a curated record